UGUGAUUCUGCUGAAAUUCCAACUUCAUUAGUUUUAGCCUUGAUAUACAUAUAUAUGUACUGGAAUAUUUUGUGCCCUUUUAUGUAAAAGUUCGACGAUGUAUGCAUCAGUGUAAAUUGGUAUCACAGUUCACUUGUGAAUUUGCUUAUAAGCUAAUGCAGCAACACUGCUUUAUAUAUAAAUAUACAUAUACAUGUGUACAUAUGUUUAUGUAUUUGCUCUACGUUUAAUGAAAUAGUCACCGGUUGAAAUAGAUUUAGUUAAACGAUGAUGUGACAUCUGAUUUUUUUAGAAACCAGCUUAUAAAUUGGUGAUAACAGAUAUUAUUGAGUGUUAACACCGAAAAAGAGUUGGGAGGCUAAAUACAAACCAUUUGGCAUCACUCGACUUUAAAAAAUGAAAUAACAAAAAAAUAGUGAUUUUAUUGAAAUUAAAGAUUAAAAACAUGUGAAGGUUUAGAAUCGUUUCGGUCGCGUGAAAUAACAUUUGGUAUUUGUGAAAAUGUAAUAACUCGUGAUUUGACCAACCUUUGUCCGACUGCGUGAACUCACCCACGGCCCCAGUGAUACGCAUUUGUUACAUUGAUUUUUGAAAAGAAGAUGAUUCAUGAAAGGUGGGCAUGAAAAAAAUGUACUUUGAGGCCUUUUGACUUACCGAAAUACGUCUAAAUUAAAUAUGUACCAAUUGUGGGUUAUUCAAAAGUGUAUUAGUUCCAACCGACACGAAGAACACACUUUAGUUCUAUAGCUUUGGAAUACACUUGGAAUGUUUCGAAAGGAAAUAUGAAAUGCAUCUUUACGAUAUAGAAGUCAAUUAGAAUGGCCAAAAGAAAAUGGUGCAAAGAAAAAAGAGGUGAAUUGAACAGAUGCUUUUUGGUUUUAAAAUAGGAGCAAUUUAACGAAUAGCCGCUUUCUUAUAAUGUUCUGCCGUCCAAACUGGCAAUGGCGAAAUAAGGAAGCGAAAAUAAGGGCUAGAGCAAAAUGGAAGCGAAAAGAACAACAAAAAGAUUGAAAUGCGAAAAUGAGUUACAAAUAAUACUAAAUAAAAUCGUAAAAUGAUAUUUUGAUUGCCAGUGAAGAUAUCUAAUGUUAAUCGAAAUAAUAAUUAUAGAAAGCGAUUCAAAUUGACGAUAAAGCUGCUAGAAAACCUGUGAGAAUUUUAUAACCGAUGCGCUAACGGAAUAUUGCAUCACACUUGCAGUGUUGUAUUUAAAAAUAUAGACAAUAAAAGUGAUGGCUCUUUGCAAAAGCUGAGAUCGAUGUAGUUUGUCCAACUAAUUCAUUAAAUAUCGAAAAUAAACAGAGGAAGACCACUAAAACUACCAUCGGCCUUUACUUAUUUUAAUAUAAGAAUAAAAUUUGGCUUGUUUCCGCAAAAGUAUUUCGGUGAUUAGCGAGCAUUUUUAACGGCCUAGUAUCUCGAACAUUUUCCAUUACGCACCAAAAGAAGUAAUUGGUGGAACUUGAAGGCGUCAACAACAGCUGUAUCAAUGAAUCUGCUGUGCUGCUGUUGCGGUAACAUGGCACCAAACACGAGGAUAACUCGCAAAUGGGAGCUAUUUGCUGGGCGCAAUAAGUUUUACUGCGAUGGAUUGUUGAUGUCCGCACCACACACAGGAGUUUUCUACUUAACUUGCAUUCUGAUUACGGGCACCAGCGCACUAUUUUUUGCAUUUGAUUGCCCGUUCCUUGCUACACGUAUAAAUCCUAUUAUUCCUAUUGUUGGUGCAGUGCUUUACUUCUUUACAAUGAGUUCCUUGCUACGAACAACCUUUACAGACCCUGGUGUUAUACCCCGUGCAUCUCACGACGAGGCUGCCUACAUAGAAAAACAAAUUGAAGUGCCAAAUUCGCUGAAUAGCCCUACAUAUCGGCCUCCGCCACGUACUAAAGAAGUCCUUGUUAAAGGGCAAACAGUGAAACUAAAAUAUUGUUUUACUUGUAAAAUUUUCAGACCCCCGCGAGCGUCUCAUUGUAGUUUAUGUGACAAUUGCGUUGAUCGCUUUGACCAUCAUUGUCCUUGGGUUGGCAACUGCGUGGGGAAGAGAAACUAUCGUUUUUUUUACUUAUUUCUAGUCUCGUUAGCAUUUUUAGCUGUAUUUAUAUUCUCAUGCUCUGUGACUCAUUUAGUUUUAUUGUUGAAAGCAGAACAUGAAGUAUUUGAGGUGAUAAAAAAGGCGCCAUUUACUGUGAUUGUUGUGUUCAUUUGCUUCUUUUCGAUUUGGUCAGUUAUUGGUUUGGCGGGGUUUCACACCUAUCUCACCACAAGCGAUCAAACUACAAAUGAAGAUCUUAAGGGAUCAUUUUCAUCGAAAGGCGGACAGCGCUCGAUAAACCCAUAUUCGCGCGGAAAUAUCUGUCUCAAUUGCUGCCAUAUACUUUGUGGACCAAUGACGCCAUCUUUAAUAGACCGCCGUGGAGUUGCGACAGAUGAUUAUAUUUUACAAAUGCAACAACAUACCAGUCCACGUCACCCCUUAAGCGACGUGAUGAGUGCUUCUCAUGUUGGUACAAGCAGUAUGGUUACGUCACAACCAGUGAUCGCCGGCGCAGGAGGCGGUAUUAGUAUUGGAGGCAAUGAUAUGAAGACCCGCCUGUACGAUGAGUCCAAUCCUUCUUCGGGGACUUUGGGAGGCAGUAAUGGAAUAUAUCGACCGCGAAGUUAUGAUAAUUUACAAAACGGAAACUCCAAUAGCCUUGCGCAUUUGGUUGACAACGAAAUUCCUCUUUCCCAGAUGGACAUACCCCAGACACAAACCGCGCAAAUGCAACGCCAAUUCCGGCACCAUAAAGAUCGUGCGCAAUCGAACACAACAUUGAAAGCCUCCGAAAGCAAUAAUAUUUUAAAUAAUUUCGACUCCAACGUAGCCACCAACGAAGAUAUUGUCGAAAUAGUCGGCAAAACCGAGGUUGUAGCCGCCGUGGCAGCGAUCGCUGCUACAAAUCAGGCUCGCGAACGCCAGAAUCGUUCAGACAGCUACAGCAACUUAUUUUAUGCGGAAAGUGGAUCUAUGAAUACGAACAGCCAUAUUUGCAAUAGCCCAACAUUACCGUCAAGUGUUUCGGCUAUUGAACGUUUAGAUAAAGAAUCGCCCGAUCUUCCAAUGGAAACAAAUGCGACAAGCCUCGCUGUGAACAUGGACAGCAAGGAUUCUAAAGAUUUUGCCGAAAACACUCAACAUUUACCAACAAGCGAAAAACAACAAACGAACUUGAUUAAACCCAUGCCCCAAAUAGAGAAUGUGUAUAGUAACGUCGCACAAAUUGAUGCGAAUGCAGUGAUGGCUAAACAUGAAGACGAACAUCGGAACGCUAGUUUACAUGUGUACUCCAACUUAAUGGAUGAACAGAAACAGCACGAACUGUCAUUACAAGUGACCCCACAACAUAAACAAACAUCCCAACAAAGUAUUAAUCCAACCAGUGUAAUGCUGUCAUCAGCAUUAUUAAACGACGAUCUCGACUUAGAUGAUCCAGUUAGUGCAUCAUUUGUUGCACACGAAAAUGUAGAUUCCACAUUUGUAUCUGGUAAUAAUAUUGGAAGUAGUAGCACUUUGAAUGGUCUGAACCGUUUGCGUAUGCUAAACCACACAACCAUGAUAAAUACUGCACUUGAUUUAGAUAGCUUAGAUGGAUCCAGCUUAGGCAACAACUCUCAAUCGUGCUUAGUUAAAGGGGCACCUCCGAUAUCCUAAGCCUAAAAAUGAACAAGCCACACAUACGAAUGCAUAUAAACUUCCAUAUGCUAUGUGUAUGUACAUACACACAUACCCACGUAAUUCUAAGAAUAAUUAACCUCCAAAAGAAGGCUCCACAGGCAGAUACCAGAUAUUUGUAUUCGGUACGUUUGUGCGUUUAUACGUUGUACGUCCAUAGCGGCUAUGAAUAGCGUAGCUUGGUACGUUGGCACAUGGUACUAUGCACCGCUUAGAGUUGAUCAGUUGACUUUCGUCACAUAAAAAAACUAACUGGCUUAUUUGUAUCUUUCCAACUGUAGUCGCCUAUUGACUAAUAAUAACAUAUAGCUAAACCAAUAUUAUUGAAUUAAUAGCUUCCAAAAUGUAUGUAUAACAUAAAAAAAACGUUUUCAGUCCUGGAUCAUUUUUUUUUAAAUGCUGCUUCGGAAUACGCAUAAGCUUUAAUAUACUCGACGCUAUUUUCAACUUUAAAUAAAUAUGUAACAUACAUUUUUUGUCGACUGUUAGAAGCUUAUGCCGAACUUUCUUGUAAGCAGCUGUAUUUCAUAAGCUGCUACACCUGUCUGCAAGAGAAAACUAUUUCAAUUUGAAGGCAUUGCACUUCACCUUCAGCCCUUCAUUACUUGCAUCAAAAUUAGUGCAAAACCAACUACAGAAGAGCCAAUUUAAAGUUAUUUAUAAAAUACUGUUUUGUAGUUUUAUUACGGAUGUUUUUGUCAGACAUCAAAGAGAUUUUUUGUGGCACGGUUUUAUGACAGGGAAUAAAUUUUGUAUUGCUUAAAUAAAGUGGGCGAAUUGGGAGUAUAAUAUUUAUUUUAUUAUAUUUUAUAUCUAUAUUAUAUAUAUUUUAAUAUAGAUUUUUAAUACUCUUAUAAUGGCAGUUACCCAUCUCUGCUAUAGACGUUUUGCGCAUGCGCAGGCUUAAUAUGCAUUGGUUUAAGUAAAUACUAUACAUUUUGCAUUGAAGCGAGUUUGACGUAUCUUCAAUGGCGGUUGAAAAUUAAUUUGAUCUGGAUGGAUAUCUGAUAAAAAAUUAGAACUAUGUUAGUUAUCUUAGUGCGUUGACUGCUUAGUAUUUCAUUGCUGAAUAAAUUUUCAAUAUUUAUGUUGCCGUCCAUUAUUUUAUUUGAAAAAAAGCCUAACUCUUGGACAAUUGUUUUCAUUAAAACUGAUUUUGCCGUUCCAACCGGGCAUUUGUUCAGUAAUUUUCUUAUGAGUUACAUGUUUCACGCGCUGUUUUUGAAUUUUGCACAUAAACGCAGUCCCUCGCUUGUUUGUAGUACAUAUAAGUCAAACAAAUAUUGCCAUUGAAUUAUUGCGUCCGAAUUACAAUAGAUUUUGAUAAAAGGUCAUCGUUUAAACCAUUUUUCAUCAACUUAAGAAUAUGAAAAUUUUUGGAAAUGUGUAGUCCUGGGGUCAAAUGUAAUUGAAUAAACAUUCGCGCCCACGCUUUUUAACAUAUACAAAGAUCCUUUCUGCAAAUUAGCAGAUUCUUCUUUUGACGAGUAUAAAUUGUGUGUUGAAGAAAAACUUCAUAUUUGAUUCGUCUACUUUUUAGAUCUUUUUAACCUUCGUGACACCAUCGCUUUCAUAUUUUCAGGAAUUCAGUUCUACAAGUUUAUACAUAUAUUAGAAAUUUGAAACUACUAGCUAUAUAUUUAAUACAAAACUUAAAACAAAUUUACCGUAAUUUCUUCUGUUUUUGCGUCCAUUAGGUUUCUCACAAAUAGCCACUGUUGUUAAGUAACUCGGCAAGUAAUUUAUUUUUUAUUAAGAAGAGCUUUUAAAAUUUUAAUUUUCGACGCGGCUGAAGUGUUUUUAGGUGUAGCAACAUCAGGACUACGAUUUUCCUCCCCAAACGUAAACAGGACAGAACCUCACAUCAGCUAUCGUUAAACCACUUUUGAGUUAUUUUAGCGGUAUGUUUGAGAUCAUUGACAUGCUGAAAUACAAUAUCUGAGGUUAUUGUAUUGAUUUUUUCAAGUCGCGGGAAGGUUCGUUGACGAAAUUUCGACGUCAUAGUUGACAGUCAUCUUGCCGACUAUUCGCUGUACAUUGCCAACUCCCCCACAUCACAGCGCUACCGCAGGCCACGGCAACGUACGAAUCAUUUUUUGUCUCUAAAAUAUAUAAAUAUUUACUCACCAGCUCCUAAGUAUUCACAAGACCACUUUUUUUAAUAAAUUUUGUUUAGUUUGCUUUUGCCAAUGUCGUAAUGUUGCAGAAUAACAAAACAAAAGGAAUUUAUUACAUUCACCUUUUGCUUUUUUUUUGUUUACACUUCUGUUGUGUAAAAAGUUCAUGGCGAUAUCUAUUAGAAGUAUCUCAUUAGAUGAAAAUGUGGCUUUACUUUUGCCGAAUUUUUUGUUUUUGAGUUACGACGUUCUUCCCGACAAGCGCGCGAUAUGUAGAAUAUACUUUAUUAGGGCGUUCGUGAUUCUGUGCUUUAAUAUGACGUCGUACCUGUGUUGUUUGCAUUAUAUAUAAGUAUAUAAACUUUAAUAUAAUUGGAGUUUAUACCCUUUUGUUGGGUUAGACCGUUAUUCUGUUAUGCAUUUAAAAAAUGCAAUUGACCAAAAGCCGUAAUUAGAAUUACAUAUUUGCAGUUGAGUCUUCCAAUUUAUUUUGAUAACAAAGCCUGUUAAAUAAAUGUAAGCUUGGUUAUGUAAAAUACUAAUUUGUUGCUUUAUAAUUCCUAUUGAACAUUUAAACGAACAGAUUUUCGGCAAAGGCAGCUCUGUAUAAACGAUAUUUUAGAAUUUUAAAGACAAUUCGUUUCAAUAAACCUCAGUAUAAAAGAGCUUUUUCAGGUUAGGCUAUUCCGAAUCACAUUUGAGGAUCUGCUGUAGUCAAAUUACUCAGAUUUUUAUGGCGUAAAGCACAAAUCAUCGCAGAUAUUCCAUGUAUAGUUUUGCACUUCAUUGAAUUCUUAUUUCACUUUUGAUAUAUGUAUAAAAGUUUGGUGGAGUAUUUUAAAUUUAAGAAUAUUUUUGUUCCGUACCACAGUUGAUGAUUGGAUUGUAGAACAAUAAAAUACCUUCUAUGAAACUAUGUACGCACAAAAAAAACCAAGGAUAUGGAAUAUUACCAACGGCACCAUCUACCAGCUACGGCCACUCUCCCAAAAGAAAAAAAGUAAAACCAACCAUAAUAACAUUGUAGGAACGCUAAACUGGCACAUAAUUUCGGGAUUUUCAUUUCGAUUUUAAAUUUGCGUUUUCAUGAUUCCAUAAUAAUAAGUGAGUCACGAUAUUUUUUUACGUACAGUGUAAUAAUAAAUAAUAAAGAACUAUUUGUCCUUGCCGUACUGCACCACACAAUUAAGUUGAGAGCUUGAUUGUAAAUGGUACGGUUGAGUGCAAAAUACCGCUUUUUUUUAUAGUCGUGCUUUGCUAUCACUAUUAUUAAUAAAUCUGUAGCGCUAAUAUCUCUAUGAGAAAAUUUGGGCUUUGGGAACGCAAUAUAAUUUCCCAAAGAAGUACAAAUGGCAAAGAGUUUCGCAAAAUUGAUACCUUCACAAUUAACGGAGAAGGAUUAUUGUAAAUAUCAUAUAAUCUGUGGUAGCGGUUUAGAUGUACAUGUUUGUAGCUGUAUCCAACUGAUGCAACCACGUUUCCUUUAGGUUAUUCAUUAAGGUGUAUGAUUCAACAAAUUAAAUGUAUGAAUUAGUCGUACUUAUUUAUUAAAUCAUAUUAAAUUUAUGUACAUUUUAAGUAAUUCAACUAACAAGUUAACAAUGUUACAUAACAAAUUAUAAUAACUAAGAGGUUAAAUGGCUGUGCCUCAAAUGCGAACAAUGCGAACCUUAAGUGAAGAACUUCGCUAAAUUAAGUUGAAUUGCUUGUGCUCGUCGUGGUUCAUGUUGUACCAUUUUGUAAUUGCAUUUUAGUUUAAUUACUUUUAGACGAUAAGGCUUAGAAAACAUUCGUAAAUCCGCAAUCCGCAAUCCGUAGAUCCGGAAAAUGCCAUUAAUAUAUGGAAGUUAUGUGGAAUUAUUUAAGAUUUUAUAUCGAACAACAAAAGUUAUCUAAGAUUGUAAAUAAUGAAACAAAUAUUAUAUGAUAAACUAAAUAAUAAAUCAACCUGAUUAGUUAUAAACGUUACGAUUACUACUAUUGAGAUGUUAUCAUGUUAGAAUUGCAGAGCAAAAUAUUACAUAAAUUCGUUACUGUGACUAGGGGAGAAUGUGAAAACUAUAAAUGAAUAAAGCAACGAAAAUACACAAAA
Molecule: messenger RNA, 7924 nt
Organism: Anastrepha obliqua
Lineage: Eukaryota; Metazoa; Arthropoda; Insecta; Diptera; Tephritidae
Gene: app
Product: palmitoyltransferase app
Exons: 11
Coding region: 1490-3694 (734 amino acids)
Biological process (GO): protein targeting to membrane; peptidyl-L-cysteine S-palmitoylation
Cellular component (GO): endoplasmic reticulum; Golgi apparatus
Molecular function (GO): protein-cysteine S-palmitoyltransferase activity
Source: RefSeq, a predicted model, not a curated record